Molecule: messenger RNA, 1077 nt
Organism: Ustilago hordei
Lineage: Eukaryota; Fungi; Basidiomycota; Ustilaginomycetes; Ustilaginales; Ustilaginaceae
Product: putative RPL8B - 60s large subunit ribosomal protein L7a.e.B
Exons: 4
Coding region: 1-1077 (358 amino acids)
Source: RefSeq, a predicted model, not a curated record
AUGUCAUCAGCAGGCGACUCCGCACCGCUCAAGCAGCAACAACCGGCACUUUUUUCGCCAGCAACGACAAAUGCCGCCGCUGCCACGGCUGUACUCGACAAAGCGCCCGUCCUUGCAUUGCACCAUCACGAUGGCAUGAUCAUGUCCAACAGCAGAUACUCGUCGAAAGGAGAUGCAGCAUACCAAAGGGAUGAGGUGCUUGGCUGGUUCUUGCAAACGUUCGCCGAAGGGUUGCCCAAGGCCACCAAGUCCGGAUCUGCUAAGAAGCCCGCCGCCGCCCCCUACUCCAAGGGCAAGGCUACCAAGGCCCCCAAGAACCCUCUGUUCGAGAAGCGCCCCCGUAACUUCGGUAUCGGCCAGGACAUCCAGCCUCCUCGUGACCUUUCCCGCUUCGUCAAGUGGCCCGAGUACGUUCGUCUCCAGCGCCAAAAGGUCAUCCUCAACCAGCGCUUGAAGGUCCCCCCCGCGAUCGCUCAGUUCGCCAACACCCUUGACAAGAACACCGCCACCAACCUUUUCAAGCUCUUCAACAAGUACCGCCCUGAGUCCAAGCAGGAGAAGAAGGCUCGUCUCGAUGCUGCCGCCAAGGACAUCGCUGACGGCAAGAAGGCCGACCCCAAGGCUGACGGCAAGAAGCCUCUCUUCGUCAAGUACGGUCUCAACCACUGCGUUGCUUUGAUCGAGGCCAAGAAGGCUUCGCUCGUUGUCAUCGCCGCUGACGUUGACCCCAUCGAGCUCGUCGUCUUCCUCCCCGCUCUUUGCCGCAAGAUGGGUGUUCCUUACGUCAUUGUAAAGUCCAAGGCUUCCAUCGGUGCUCUUGUCCACAAGAAGACCGCUGCUGUUGCCCUCAUCCAGGAGGUCCGCUCCGAGGACGAGCGUGAGCUUGCCAACCUUGUCUCUGCCGCCAAGGCCAACUACCUUGACAAGGCCGAGGAGAUCCGCCGUCACUGGGGUGGUGGACACCUCUCGCAGCGAUCCAACCACAAGCUCGCCAAACGUGCCAAGAUCGCCGCUAUGCAGCCCAGGCCCGUUGUCGUUGCCGCUCCCGCUCCCGCAGCCGAGGAGGACGACGAGUAA